Messenger RNA from Aphidius gifuensis, 2826 nucleotides. Its product is annotated as recQ-mediated genome instability protein 1-like. Lineage: Eukaryota; Metazoa; Arthropoda; Insecta; Hymenoptera; Braconidae. The record is from RefSeq and is a predicted model, not a curated record. The transcript has 7 exons. The coding region runs from base 86 to 1975 and encodes 629 amino acids. Gene Ontology annotation, biological process: resolution of meiotic recombination intermediates; double-strand break repair via homologous recombination. Gene Ontology annotation, cellular component: nuclear body; RecQ family helicase-topoisomerase III complex. Gene Ontology annotation, molecular function: nucleotide binding.
AGUUUUGACAAAUCUUAACAACAACAACAACAACAAUAUUGUUUGAAAAAUAAAAUUAUAAAUAAUUACAAUUGCAAUUUUAAAAAUGAAUUUUAAAGUUGAAAAGUAUAAAAAAAUAUUAAAAAGUCGUCAUUAUGAAAUGAAUGAUCACUGGUUGAGUGAUUGUGUCAGUUAUUAUUUGACUCAUGAUAAUACAAAUGCAUCUGACAAUGAGACAAUAACAUUCAUCACAACACAAUUUUCACUGAGUGAUUUACGAGAAAUUUGUAAUGAAAAAGGAUGUUUACCAAAAAAUUUAGGACAAAUGACAUGUACAACAUUGCCUGGUAAUUAUAUUCUUCAGAUGGAAAAAGCAUAUGAUAUAUCAACAUCAAAAUACAAACAACUUGAACAAAUUAGAAAGAUAUCAAAUGCUAAUAUUGAAAUAACAGAAUCAGAACAAACACAACCAUGGGAACCAAAAAGUAACAGAAUGAUGCAAUUAUUUUUAACAGAUGGUGUUCAAGAUGUUAUUGCUAUUGAACAUAAAUCAAUAAGAACAUUAAAAGAAAAUAUACUUCCAGGUUUUAAAGUUAUAAUAAAGGGUCCAGUAACAUGUAGACGAGGUGUUAUUAUGCUUGAAGAAUCAAAUUUUGAAUUACUUGCUGGUGAAGUUGAUUCAUUAUUAAUUAAAAAUGCACCAGAAAAUGUAUUUGCACGUGCAUUAAAUUUACCAGAAAAUCCAGAUCCAUAUAAUGACAAUGAAAAUACUGAUGAUGCUGAUACAACACAAGAUAAAGUUGAUGAAUUAUUUGCUGAAGAUUUUGAAAUUGAUGAUGAUGAAUUAACAUUAAUUGAGUCAUCACAAAAUCAUCAAAAAAAUAAUACUAAAAUUACAAAACCAGUAUUAUCUAAAAAUAAUCAAGCAAUACAAAAAAUGAUGACACCAGUUGGUGCAAGAAAAAGUGAAGCAUUUAAUGAAUUACCUGUUUUGUUUGAUCCAGUUGUUGUUGAAGAUGAAGUCAUUGAUUUUCCUGAUGAUGAUGACGAUGAAAUUAUGGCAAUGGCCAUGUCAACAAAUGAAUAUACAUCAAUGAAUAAUAAUUCCAAUUCAAAUUCUGAAAAGGUUGAUCGAUUAUCACAAUCAACAUCAAAUUUGGCUUUGUCAGUAGAUAAAAAUAAUUCAACAAAUAAUUCAACUACCUCAAAAUCUGUUGAGACAAAAUCAAUUAAAGAUAAUAAAAAUAAUCAAAAUGCUGAAUUAGAAAUUUUCGAUGAUAUGGACUUUGAUUUUGAUGAUGAUUUAUUGACACAAAAAGCUUUAGAAGAAUCAUUAAAAAAAUUUUCUGAUAAUAAUAAACAAAAUAAUAAUUCAACAAAUGCUCCAUCAACAUCAUCAAGUACAUCAACAAGUGCCAAAAAAUCAACGGUUGCAUCUGGAUCUUGGUCACCAACAACGAAAUUAAAACCACCAGUAGCUAAAACAACACCAAAACCACCUCCAAACAAAAAAAUAACAGAUUUUCUAAAAAAACCAGAACCAGUUAAACGUAUGUGUGAUUUUAUAUGUGAAAUUGAAAAAACAAAUUGGACAAAUGAUACUGUUAGAAAAAAAAUACAUGGAAGAGUUAAACGUCUAAGAGGUUUAACGAAAAAUCAUCUUGAAUGGAAGCUAGAUUUAAUUGUCAAAGAUGGUACUGGACAUCUUGAUGUUACAGUUGAUCCAGAGCUUAUGAAAUCAAUCAUUGGAAUGAGUGUAAGUGAUUUUAAAAAAAUGAAAAAAAUGAAAUCUGAUCCAACAGUUGAACAAAAGCUACGCCAGCAAUUGUCUGAAGCUGAGAAUAAGAUUCUAGUUCUAGAUGCUUUUUUGGAUAUUGAUUUUUUUCCAAAUCGAACACCAGCUAUUGUCAAAAUAACAGACAUGACUGACCAAGAACGUAGAAAUGUUUUGCUAACAAUGCGACAACUUGGAUAUCAUAAACCACAAAUAAAUUAAAAUCCUUUUUUCAAAUAUAUUCUAAGCCAUUGUAAAAUAUUCAUCUCUAUUAUAAUGUUUUUUUUUUUCUUAAUUUCUUUUAGCUAAAAAAGCUUAGUAAUAAAUUUUUAUAUCAAAAGAAUAUGUUGAGUUUAAUUUUCAUUUGUUCUUCAAGCAUGUCUUCGUGUGAAUAGCAUCAAUCACACUGAAACUAAAACUAUUGUCCACCAAAUGCAGGACAAUCACACCUCUCAUUUAAACCACAACAAAAACAUCAUUCAUACACAAAAAAUUCUUAUAAAACGAAAAAAAAAAUACCACAAUUAAACAAACAAAAACAACAAUAUCAAUAGCAAUUUUUUUUUUAUUUAAAAAAAAAAAACAUUUUACGUUUAUUAAAUACAAUAAGAAAAAUUUACAAAUACAUAAAUUCUUAAAAUUAUAAUUAAAACUAAAAAAGAAGCUUUAUUUACUUUUUUUAUCAUAAGUAAAAACAAAUUUUUUAUAUCACAAAUAAAAAAUACAUAAUAAUAAUUAAUUAUCAAAUAAAAUUUACUAUUUUUUUUUAUAAAUUUUAUGAUAAAAUAAAUGUUUUUUACAUUUUAAAAAGCUUAUUAAUUAUUUAAAAAAUAAUUACGUAUACAAUUGUUGUAAUAAGGUGAAAAAAAAAGACUUUACAAGUAUUUACAAAGACCAAAAUGACAAACUGAGAUGGUCAAAUGAUUUAAAAAAAAAAAAAGAAAAUAUACAAAUGAAAGAAAAAAAUUAUAAAUGAUAAUUAAAUCUAGACUUGUGUUUCGCUACCACUGUGAUAUUUUCUGUGUUUUCUUGGUUUUUUAUGACUUCUAUGAGGUAGACUCAUUGAUCGUUGA